Molecule: messenger RNA, 414 nt
Organism: Trypanosoma conorhini
Lineage: Eukaryota; Euglenozoa; Kinetoplastea; Trypanosomatida; Trypanosomatidae
Exons: 1
Coding region: 1-414 (137 amino acids)
Source: RefSeq, a predicted model, not a curated record
AUGCAGCAGCUGCGCGACUCAUGGAGUGCCGACGCCAUGACGAAGGGUGAUAGAGAUAACAUGAGUGAGCGAAUUCACAGAGAGCACCGCUACCACCCUGAGGAGUUUCGUCGUCACCACAUUAAAGUAGCCGGCUUUUUGACAAUUCCUGCGCUUCUCUUUGGGUCCUUUGCUGGCUACUACUACCAUACGGGCCGGUUCCUGUGGCAGGGUGAUCCACAGUAUGUGUUGAACAUGAUUAGACAGCUGGAUACUUCACCGCGUAGCAAGUUACACGCCUAUAGGCUUGAGGGAACCGAGGAGCUUCCAGCGCAUGUGAAGGCGUACCGUGAAAGGAAUUGGGAGAAGCGUCUGGCCCUUGAGGGUGGUAUCCACGGCGAGAGGGGAAAAGAGCAUGAAGGAGGUGUGGCUUGA